This is a messenger RNA of Papilio xuthus (Asian swallowtail), 1780 nucleotides long. RefSeq names its product 5' nucleotidase C (gene Nt5c). Bases 208 to 1737 code for a protein of 509 amino acids. Gene Ontology annotation, molecular function: 5'-nucleotidase activity. The transcript has 9 exons. The record is from RefSeq and is a predicted model, not a curated record. Lineage: Eukaryota; Metazoa; Arthropoda; Insecta; Lepidoptera; Papilionidae.
UCGAACGAGACGAGAACGUGAACGCACGUGUUGCGAGUGUUAACGAACAUGGAACAUUAUCGUGACGAAAAUUAUGCAAUGUGAAAUUUAUUUUUAUCGUGUUUUUAGUUUUACUAGCUUAUUUAAAUAAGUCACAUCUGUAUCCUAUCACAAUAAAUAUUGCAGUAAUCAAUAAACUUAAGCUUUUGCUUAAUUUUCAAAGCUAAAAUGAAUUCAAUGUAUACAUUGCUUAACGGCACAGUUAAUAAAAAUUUGUCUCAACAUAAACUUAAGCUAUACUUUAAUCUAUUUAGAAAUUAUUCCUCACGAGAAUUUCUUAACGAUGUUUAUUCUCGGACUAAGCUAAAGUGUAAAUCCAAGAAACUCCCACAAGAUGUUAAUCCUAAAGGCGUGUUUGCAUGCAAUGAAUUAGAUUUAUCAGAAGUUAAAGUGUAUGGAUUCGAUUAUGAUUAUACUCUAGCCCACUACAAACCAUCUUUAGAACAUUUAUUAUACAACCUUGGAAGGAAUAUGCUUUUAGAAAAGUAUAAGUAUCCAGCUGAAAUUUCAAAAUUGGAAUAUAAACCACACUUUGCUGUAAGAGGAUUGCAUUAUGACAUAGAAAAGGGGCUGCUGUUAAAAUUGGAUUCAUUUCUACAAAUCCAGUUUGGUGCAGUUUACAGAGGAUUAACUCCGGUAUCAACUGAGGAAGUGCUUAAAAUAUACAAGAACAGAAUAAUACCAAUUGCAUAUGUAGAGGGUGACAAUAGAGCGCAUAAAGAGAACCGUGCAAAGAUGGUGCACUUAGCGGAUCUGUUUUCCGUACCAGAAAUGGGACUGCUUUGUAAUGUCGCCGAAUAUUUUAUUAGAAACCAUAUAGAUUAUCAUCCUGAAAUCCUCUUCUUGGAUGUAAAGAAUUCAGUGCAAAGCUGUCAUCCAAUAAUGCAUAAGAUUGUAGCUCAAAAUGUGGAUGAAUACAUUCGGCCCAAUUCAGAUUUAAAAAAAUAUUUUCAACUACUAAGGGACCAUGAUAAAAAAUUGUUCCUUGUAACAAACAGUCCUUAUCAUUUUGUUAACGCCGGCAUGGAGAUGUUAGUGGGUUCAGAUUGGAGAGAUUACUUCGACGUUGUGAUAGUAAACGCGAACAAACCUAAAUUCUUCACUGAAGUGUCUCGACCUAUACGUGUUUUCGACAAGAAUGCCAACACUCAUAUCUGGGAGAAAGUCACAUCUCUGGAAAAAGGCAUUAUUUAUUAUGAGGGCACGGUGAAGCAGCUGCAGGAGCUGACGGGAUGGUGCGGUCACCAGGUGCUGUACUUCGGCGACCAUCCCUACAGCGACCUCGCCGACGUCACGCUGGAACACGGCUGGCGCACCGGGGCCAUCAUCAAUGAACUUACACACGAAAUAAAGACGCUGAACACGCAGACCUUCAAGGAGAAUGCCAACUGGCUACAGAUGUUGACGCAGAUCAUAGAAGACCAUCAAGACCACAAAGAACCUGAAGCUGUGGAGGUCAUAGCACAGUGGAUGGCAGAGCGGGACCAGCUCAGGAACGAUACAAAAUCGGUAUUCAACAAGCAGUUCGGCAGCGUGUUCCGCACUUAUCACAAUCCAACGUAUUUCUCUAGACGUUUGUUUAGAUUUGCAGAUAUUUAUACAUCAAAUAUAAGGAAUCUUCUCAACUACUCAUUGACUCAUACAUUUUAUCCCAGGCGAGGUGUCAUGCCGCACGAAUAUGGAUCUUAUUUCGUUUGAACAAGCUAUAUUAUAGGUUUUUCUAUUUCUAAUUUGAAUUAUU